CAUUCUCUCUCUCUCUCUCUCUUCAGAGAGAACAACUCAGCUGCAAGCUCCCAUCUGAAAGGAAUUCCAUGCUCCACAAAAACACACAAACAGAGUAAAGAGAGACCCACUAGCCCACUAAGCGAUAGAAAUUGAGGGUCACUUCACCUCCUAGCUACACACUCAACAACAUAGAGAAAAAAAAGAAAAAAAAAAUCUAGUGGCAGUACUACUACACCACUAUAGCUUCUAGCUACCAGAUAGGAGAAAGAAAAAAAAAGAUUUUUUUUAAAAUAAACCCCACCAAUUCAUUUAUUUUUUUUAAAAAUAAAGUGCUUAUAGAGAAGCUUGGUUAUAUGAGAUAACAAGAUCAUGGAAUUGGAAGCUGAUCAUCAAAAUGGGAUCCGAAGCAGACCCAAUUUUCCUCUCCAGCUUUUAGGAAAAAAGGAUGUUGAUGACGUCACAGAGCAACAACCUUGUUCCACUGCCACAAACGACGGCGCCGCCGCCACCACUGCAGUCCCCAACAGCAACCUCCAAUUGGCGGAGCUGCCGAAGAAGCCGCCACCAAAGCGGAGCUCUACAAAAGACCGCCACACAAAAGUAGACGGGCGUGGUCGCCGGAUCCGUAUGCCGGCGGCCUGCGCCGCCAGAGUGUUCCAGCUGACGCGUGAGCUGGGACACAAGUCUGACGGCGAGACCAUAGAGUGGCUCCUCCAGCAGGCGGAGCCGGCGGUCAUCGCCGCCACGGGCACUGGCACCAUUCCUGCCAACUUCACCUCCCUCAACAUCUCGCUCCGCAGCUCCGGCUCCACCAUGUCGGCGCCGUCGCACUACUUCCGCGGCAGCUACUUCAACCCUAGCACCUUCUCCUCAACAUCCGCCGCCGCCGCGCAGUUGAGGAACCGCGCCGAGUGGGACCGGAACAUGAACAUUAACAUGAAUAUGGUAAUGGAUCAGGAUUCUCGUAGGACCAUGUUAGAGAACACUUCUUCCAUCUCCGCAAUUUUGAAUUUCAACCCUAUUGGUAACGUGAAUGUAAUUCAACAAGCCAAACAAGAGCUUCGAGAAGAAUCCGGUGGCGGCGGCGGUCUUGAAUUGGUAGCUUCAGAUUCUGAUGGAAGCUUAGGAAGAAAGAGAAGGCCAGAGCAAGAACUAUCACAAAUGGGAAGCUAUUUGAUACAAUCAAGUACAGGGUCACUUCCUUCAAGCCAUGCUUCCAAUACGGCAGCGUUUUGGAUGGUAGCGGGUCAUGGUAACCAAGGUAUGAAUGGUGGCGGCGGUAGCAAUGGUAGUGAUAAUCCCAUUUGGGCAAUUCCCUCUGUUGCAAAUAGUGGGGUAUAUAGAGGGGCUAUGUCUGCUCCUGGCGGGAUUCAUUUCAUGAAUUUUGCAUCUCCGGUGUCUCUUAUGCCCGGAGGACAACUAGGUUCCGGCGUCGUUGGUGGCGGGGGAGGCGGUGGUGGUAAUAGUGGCUGUAGUCAGCUUCUAAGUGAAAGCAAUUUAGGCAUGCUUGCAGCCCUUAAUGCCUAUAGGCAGAUUCCGGCGAACGGUGUUUCGCAGUCUCCAGCCGGCGCGGGGCAACAUCACGGAGAUGAUGGACGUGACUCAACUAGUCAACAUUCCUGAUGAGGAUCAAAUAAUUACAAGUGUAUGAUCUGAUGCUAGCUUCUUAAUUUUACUUUUAAUUACUAUGUUACUACUAUUACUACUGUUAGUGCUACUAAUGGUUUCCAAAAUAUAUAUUAUAUAGAUUAAUAUAUAUUAUUAUAUAUAUGUUAUGUCAAUUUGCAAAACGUGCAGGCGCAAGUUUGAUUGCUUUGAUAUAUUGAGUUAAAUAGCGAUUUUGGACCUUAAUUUAGUGUGAUUUGCCUGAUGAUCAUGUUAGGGUUUGAGAGGAAACAUAUACGUAGAUCUUGACUCUGGUAUAUUGAAUUAUAUAUACAAAUAUAUGCCAUGCUAUGAGGUGUUGUUUAGAAAGAUGAUUAGUUUAUGAUUGAUCAGAUCGUGGUUUUGUGAAUUGCAAUUUGUUGUUUGACACUGCACUAUCACCUGUGAUCAUUUGGUGUGGUAUAUAGAAACUAUAAUUAUUAAUUAAUUUUAUAGAGAGACAUGGUGUAUUGGGUAUUAAUAAAUUAGUCCUUGUUUAGAGGAAAGCUGGGUAGGUUUAACAAACUCAUUAUAACUAUCUAUUAUUGCUGUGAGAAAAAUUAAUAAGGUACGAAUUUGAUCUUUUACCGCAUUGAGUUGAAAAGAAGAUGCUGCCCUUCUGUUGAGUACUGCAAACACUGUCACAUGCAUGAUGCAUCCCUUAUUGCUGCAGUUGUGAAUUAUGUAUGUGUACUACAUGGCUAGCUAGGGACCAAUAUCUAGAUAAUAGAUGCUUUGGAUGAAAGAGCCCACUCCUGAAUCCUGUUCAGUUCAUCAGGCUUUUGAAGUAGCUCUUAAACUCAGGUGGUGACCAGUGAGUCCCUAAGGUUGGCCAUUGCCUAAAAUUGAUAUACAAGUCACUCGCUGCAUAAGUGUUUCAUUCUUUCUUUUUCCCAUAUAAGAUCGAUGCUAGCUUGGCAUCAUAGCUAGAGUUUAUUACAUGUAGUACGUUGCAGGAAUUAGUAGUAAUGAUCUUUUGGCUAUGAGCUUAUCACAUAUCA
Molecule: messenger RNA, 2627 nt
Organism: Abrus precatorius (Indian licorice)
Lineage: Eukaryota; Viridiplantae; Streptophyta; Magnoliopsida; Fabales; Fabaceae
Product: transcription factor TCP15
Exons: 1
Coding region: 352-1605 (417 amino acids)
Cellular component (GO): nucleus
Molecular function (GO): sequence-specific DNA binding; DNA-binding transcription factor activity
Source: RefSeq, a predicted model, not a curated record